Messenger RNA from Acipenser ruthenus (sterlet), 5514 nucleotides. RefSeq names its product LIM domain-containing protein ajuba-like. Gene Ontology annotation, molecular function: transcription corepressor activity. Gene Ontology annotation, cellular component: P-body; transcription regulator complex; adherens junction. Gene Ontology annotation, biological process: response to hypoxia; regulation of DNA-templated transcription; cytoskeleton organization. The coding region runs from base 955 to 3192 and encodes 745 amino acids. The record is from RefSeq and is a predicted model, not a curated record. Lineage: Eukaryota; Metazoa; Chordata; Actinopteri; Acipenseriformes; Acipenseridae. The transcript has 8 exons.
AACCAAAAAAAAAAAAAAAAAAAAAUUGUCAAGUUGGUGCGUUUAGAAAACAAACCGGUAAGGAAAGACGUUUCCGUUUUUCUCUUCUCUCCAGACUUGAAGAAAUAAUAACAACAACAACAAUAAAAAAAAAGUCGUUUUUUACUUUGGAAUUAACCAAACAGAAACUGAAAAGGAAAAUCACAGCGUGUUUUUUUUUUUUUUUGGGGAUACACGUACGCGACAUCUACAGGUUUGAACACCUCAAAACAAAGCGAGAUGGAGCUGGUCACAGAUCAAAGAAGCAACGGGAUCGCAUCGUAACGUUAUUGUCUUUGUUUUUCUUACAAUAAAACGUGUUUUUUUUAGUUGAGAGGGGACGGUUUAUAGCUUAUUAGUAGCGUAUGUGUUUAAAACUAUCCAGAUAUCGUUGUCCGUUGUGUUAUUUUUGAUAUAGUCCUUUGUUUCACAUUUUUACGAUAGGGAAAAUAACCCAAACAGCAGCGUCCUUUCACUGUGUGUUUAGGGUAUAUAUAUAUAUAUAUAUAUAUAUAUAUAUAUAUAUAUAUAUAUAUAUAUAUAUAUAUAUAUUUAAAACUUAAAUUACAGUCGGACGUGUAGGCACAUGAAGUUAAACUGUCUGAUUUGUGCUGUUUUAGACCAUUUCUUUUUUAAAACGGUAUUAUCGCCUUGUUUUUAAAUUAUUACACUUUUCUGUAUAUAAUUAAUAUGUAAUUGUAUUAUUGUUUUUUUUAACAUUGUUAUUAUUUCAAUAUACAUAAACUUUGGGAUUCCAUAAUAUUUUGUAAUAAUAAUAAUAAUAAUAAUAAUAAUUAAUAUGUAAUUGUAUUAUUGUUUUUUUUUUAACAUUGUUAUUUCAAUAUACAUAAACUUUGGGAUUCCAUAAUAUUUUGUUAUAAUAAUAAUAAUAAUAAUAAUAAUAAUAAUAAUAAUAAUAAUAAUAAUACAAAUCCAAUGGAUCGUUUGGGAAGCAAACUUCUGGAGAAAUUAAAACUGACCGACUCGGGCAGCGUUAAAUUAAAUCGAAAUAAAGACGGCUCCUGCAAUAACGCGCACAACACGGCCAACCCCAAAACAAAACGGGGGUCGCCUCAGGAGAAACUGUCCGGCUUAAACCGGGGGACAGCCGGGGUGUAUCAGCAGCUCGCACAGGGGAGCGUUCAGCCGGCCACUGGGGCUUCACUUGAGUUCUGCCCGGGAGGUGGUUCUGCCGGUCUCCGGUGCUCUCUGAGGCGUCCUCCGCUGCACCGAGACUGCACCGCGGGUGUGGAUGCUAACACAGCGGAGUACACAACCGCUGAACGCGGUCCCGGGACGCUCUUUGACUCCCCCAGACUCUACUCGGCGGAUGCUCGACACGGCGCCGGCUUGCAGCUAGCGGACUGUAAUAUAGGCACAGAUGUCGGUGCCCAGGACAGCGAAUUCAACCGGACCAGCAGCGGCAACGGUAGCCGCCGUUACUCGCUGGAAAUUCAACAGCAACUGAUUCAGCAGCAGCACUUCCCGGGGUUUAAUCAGCGUUUUAGCGGAAGCGAGUUUUUGGAGCUACAAAACGGCGAGCCCCCCAAGCGCUUCUCCUUGCAAGAGUCGCCCUCCAAACGCUUCAGCACCGGCAGCGACUUUUCGGACAGGCACGGCGUUUACCAGCGGCAGUCGGACCCCAGCGCGGUUGCGGGUUAUUACCCCCCGCCUUACAACAGCAGCAGCAGCAGCAACGCCGGGAGCGGCAGCAACGCGGGCUUGAGCCCCCGGUCCUCUUACAGUCUCUACGAGUCGAUACUGACCAGCCCGCGCUCCAGCUUUGCCAGCACGGCCAGCGGCGGUGACGGGAACAACAGCCCCCGGACGAGCGUCAACUUCGAGAGCCGUUCAAGCAGCAACCGGACCAGCGGUAUCAGCAUGGGCUACGACUGCAGGUACGGCUUCGGGGGCUCAAGCGCUGAAUGCCCGCAGUCAAGUGCCGGCGCCGGUCUGCAACAACCGCAGCCGGGGUGUCCGUUAUUCCACAGCCCGCGUUCUAGCUUGGCAGCCGCGUCAGUUAAUUACUACACGCCAGACUGCUGGGGGGUGGACUUUGAGACCGAAGCCGCUUUCAGGUAUCAGCAACGGGGUCUGUAUCUUGGGGGAAGCCAGGAUAAUCGGCACUCGUACCCGCCCGCUCUCGGUAGCCCGGCUGCGGCAGGCUGUUUCGAAAGGGGCGCGACCCGUCGCUCCAUUACAGGCUACCCGCUGGAGCAAGCGCGCAACUCGGCUGGGACGCGUUACCAGCAAGAGUUGGCGUAUCUGCUGAGCAGAGACCGCCUUUUGGAGAGUCAGGCCGGCGCGGUUAAUGGAUCCGCGGCUCAAGAAACCCAGGCGCCCGCUUCUAUUCCAGCCUCAGUCGGUGGCGCGCUAGUCGGGGCUCACCACAGUGUCGUGACCCCUGCCGUCGCGCUGAGCCGCAAGCAUCAGGGCGCGCUUAUCCAUCAGGUCAGCUCCGCCCGGGUGAACCACACUCUCACCCGGCCCCAGGAACCACCGACGCGGGCACAGCCAGGACGGGAACCGGGGGAGUUGAAAGAGGAAUAUUUCGGCACAUGCAUGAAGUGUAAUAAGGGGGUCUACGGCUCAGACAACGCCUGUCAAGCUCUGGACAGUCUGUUUCACACGCGCUGUUUCAUCUGCAGCUCCUGCGGCAGGACACUCAGAGGGAAAGCAUUUUACAAUGUGAACGGGUCAGUCUAUUGCGAAGAGGACUACAUGUUUUCUGGUUUCCAGCAAGCUGCUGAAAAGUGCUGUGUUUGUGGGCAUCUCAUCCUGGAAAAAAUUUUACAGGCGCUGGGUAACAGUUAUCACCCAGGCUGCUUCCGCUGCGUUAUCUGCAACAAAGCCCUUGAUGGCAUUCCUUUCACUGUGGAUUAUUCCAACAAGGUGUACUGUGUCAGUGACUACCACAAGAUUUUUGCACCGAAAUGUUCCUCCUGUGGCCAGCCUAUUCUACCUGCAGAGGGCUCCGAGGAGAUAUUCAGAGUGGUCUCCAUGAACAAAGAUUACCACUCAGAGUGUUACCACUGCGAGGACUGUGGGUUGCAGCUCAGCGAUAAGGAAGGGCAGCAAUGCUUCCCAUUGGAGGGACACCUGCUGUGUCACUGCUGUCACAUGACGAGAGCCAGCGCGCAGCCACAAACGCCUUCCCUCAGCUACAAGCACUGAGGCCCAGGGGGUUCCACCCUACAUCCUGUGUGUGCCUGCUAUUCCAUCCCCCCCAGGAAACUAAACUACAGGGACAAAAACAGAAACCCAAUGUAAAACUCUGAGCUCUGUUUGUAAAACCUUUAAGAUAUAUACUGAGCAUCAAAAGAAAAGUAUCACUUGUAUUUGAGCUUCAAAAGAAACUUACCACUUCUAUUUGGAUCAAAUUCACUAGCUGUGAUCGAAAAAUGACAAACUCUGUGCUGAUCAGCAAUCGACGUCACGAAGAUGCUGCAGAAUGAUCUGUGGAUGUGGGGCAGGUGUUGUGACUCUUGGUCUCCCAGUUGGUGGCUCUGUCAUUGACAGAGUGUGUCUGGUUAUACCGUCUCGCCAGGUUUGAAAUCGCUGGUUGUGAGCUCCCAAGACGGCGAGCCACGGCACGCUGCCCUCGUCCAGCCUCCGACAUGCCGAUCGCACGAAGGCGCUGCUCUCUCGACAGACGUGGCAUAUUGUUUUGUUUUUUUCUGUGAUUUUCUUUAUUGCUUUUAUUCAAGCUUGCAGUUCAACAGCUGAAAUCACUCCAUAUCCAGCGUCCAAUCAACUGUCUCACUAAUUAGGUGAUUAAGUGCAUCUGCUUCAGUCAAGAGUGUCAUGGUCAAGGAUGAAAAGACAUUUCAUCAAUGCCCAACAUUUAUAUACCUUAUUUUUUUCGAAAAUAAAUGUGUUAUAAUAGUGAUGUUCGUUUCGAUGCUCGGUAUAUUAUAACCAAGUGCUGGGCCUGACAUUCAUGUUCAGAUAUUAUUGUGUGAUGAAAUACUGGCGAUAUUACAGUGAAAAAGAAUCACUGUCAACUAACUUUUGUGUCGAGUAGAACGGAUGCUAUCGAUUUCAGACCUCAUGCUUGCAGUGUUCCCUUUGAAUCUUUUUAAAUUCUGUUCAUGGAAACUAACAUCACCAUGGCUCAGUUUUUUUUUUUUUUUCUUUGCCUGGUUACGCAUAACGGGCCCCAGAGCUGCUUGCAACCCGAUCUGGUAAAAUGAUGAUGUCAUAAACGAUGACAUAAUUUCAUUCCAGUACAGCCUGCCCACCAGCCCCUCCCCAGUUCUGCUGUAGAUAUUUUUGCUGCAGGCCACAACGCUAGAGGUCUGAUUGAAGUGCAGUGCUGGGUUUGUUUUAUAGAAGCACUUCUUUACUGUGACCUGUGACACAGGAAGUAGUUCUCCCCCGGUGUUCAGUAUAUGGGGAGUGAAGGAGACGCUUCUUCACAGAGAGAGUGGUGCAGGAGAUGAAAUGGGUUACCCAAUCACGUUGUCAAUGCAGAAUCACUGAAAUUAUUAUUUAUUUAGCAGACACCUUUAUCCAAGGUGACUUAGAGACUAGGGUGUGUGAACUAUGCAUCAGCUGCAGAGUCACUUACAAUUACGUCUCACCUGAAAGACAGCACAAGGAGGUGAAGUGACUUGCUCAGGGUCACACAAUGAAUCAGUGGCUGAGGUGGGAUUUGAACCGGGGACCACACAGCCUCAUAAUAAUAAUAAUAAUAAUACCUGACUUAAAGUUCUGAGAUCAAGCAGCUGCACCAAACCCAACGGGCUGAACGACCUCCUCUCGCUCGUAGAUUUUCUUUAAGAGGUUGUUUUGCCAGAAAGGGGGAUGAGAAUGAAUUGUAAAGCCUGGCUCGUCUCCCGGUAACCCUGACUGAACACCCCAGAGUAAUUAUUUACAUUCCAGGAGACAUUCUCCGAGUUUGGCGACCAGGGAAGCGUUUCCUUCUUCUCCAGUAGCAGUGACUUUCAGUUACAAACAGGUGAACGUUGAAGAUAAAAGAAAUAAAAAUGUUGUUUGUUGUUACAAAGUUCCAGUUACUUUAUUCCACCAGUUUUAAAAUGUACCAAUAUUUAAAUAUCAAUGUAUAGACUACACUACUGCUUUUUGGCCUUGUUCCUGCAGUGUAAGAUCACUGGACUAGAAUUAUAUUAACUGCAGUUUGAAAUCACUGUACAAUAUUGCAUUGUAACUGCAGCCUAAGUUAGACUUUACUGUAGUAGAAUUGUUAAAAAAAAAAAUCAAAAUACAAGCACUGUAAAGACAGGAUUCCUGUUCCUCUGACAACGCGAGACCAGUUUGUUUAAAAACUUCUGCUUACUGUAUUUUUUUAACUAGCCAUUAUUUUGAACUUACUGUUAACGAAUGCAUUCCAUUUUUAUUAGUUAGAUUUUUUUAUUUUUUUUUGUCGUUCAGGUUUAUUACGUUGGUCUCAAGAUAAUAAUGGUUUUCAAGUCGUGUGUAUUCCAGUCCUGUUCUGUGUUUUGCUAUUAAAUAUUUAAAAAGUGGUUUAACUGA